Messenger RNA from Sander lucioperca (pikeperch), 1115 nucleotides. RefSeq lists its product as uncharacterized. NCBI's taxonomy places the organism in Eukaryota, Metazoa, Chordata, Actinopteri, Perciformes, Percidae. The record is from RefSeq and is a predicted model, not a curated record. The coding region runs from base 30 to 443 and encodes 137 amino acids. The transcript is spliced from 6 exons.
UCUCUCCCUCACUGUCUAUUGAGGAUCAGAUGAUGAAGGCUGUUCAGUCUACCGCUCUGUCUCUGAUGACAAUGGUAAUGAUGAUGGUAAUGAUGAUGAUGAUGAGGGUCUCCGCUGGUCCUCUUCCUGCUUCAUUCGACAGGCGUGAUGAUCUGAACGCUGACACUUCUCACCUGCUAAAGAUCAGAGAGGAAAACUCCACCAGCAGGUUUGAGUCCCGUCAACACGUCAACAACACCAAGGAUGACACAAGAGACGUGUCAUCAAACAACACGCCGGACAACAUGACCAUCUCUACGUUCAUGGAAUCGUCUCCGGGCUUGGGUAAAGGUAGAUGCGCCCUCUCCACCUGUCUGACAGCGAACCUCGGCGCCUCCCUGCAGGGUGGGGACGAGACGGCCGGCCACGCCACCACCGACCCAUUCGGAAUCGGAAAGAAGUGACAGGAAGCAGCUGUUAACACAGCAUCAUCCAUAGUUAUAUAUAUACAUAGAUAACAUAUUCGGCUUGUGAGAUCUUGGGAUCAAUCUUGGGACAACUGACCAGUUCUGCCCAUGAAGACUCAUAGAAAAAAUACUUUUCUGCUGCUUUUGGAUGUUGAUGCAAAAGAAAUUCCAAACUAAGCAACACUGAAUAACGGUCUUUACAAUAUUUUACUGCUAUGAACGUAUUGAAUUUAAUUUCACAAGAGGUAACAUUAAUCCUUCUUGUGAUGACCCUGUGGUUGUCCCUGUGCUAUGCUGUUUUGGUGUGUGUGUCUUUAACUGUGUUCCAGGGUGCCUGUAGGCGGAGCCAAGGCCAGAGGAGAUGUGGCACACCUGUACGGCCUGGCUCACAUGAAUUUAAGAUGGCUGCAAACUCUUCUCUGGUCUCUCUCUUCACCAUACACAACCCUGGGGACACUCCAGCACUAUUUGUUAUACUCUUUUUUUUCCUUUUACACACACUUCAUGUUACACUCACUCAUUUGUAGUUGGGCCAAAUAAAGCCUUUAAGUAUAUGUUUGUGUGAGCUUACUCUUUUGUUUCAAGAAGGAGCAAACUUGUAACAAUCUUUUUAAGACAACAUAAAGUUGACUGUAAAAUACUGAUUUAAGCUAAUGCUAGCUUGUGUCA